Messenger RNA from Centropristis striata (black sea bass), 12262 nucleotides. RefSeq names its product dicer 1, ribonuclease type III (gene dicer1). Gene Ontology annotation, molecular function: ATP binding; ribonuclease III activity; protein binding. Gene Ontology annotation, cellular component: nucleus; cytoplasm; RISC complex. Gene Ontology annotation, biological process: pre-miRNA processing; apoptotic DNA fragmentation; siRNA processing. NCBI's taxonomy places the organism in Eukaryota, Metazoa, Chordata, Actinopteri, Perciformes, Serranidae. Bases 367 to 6072 code for a protein of 1901 amino acids. The record is from RefSeq and is a predicted model, not a curated record. The transcript is spliced from 30 exons.
AAGUGGUCCCACCGUGAACGAGUAGCCACCAAAUCGGGACAGCUCGAGUGAAUGGCAGUGAUGAUAACCAGCGAAUGAUUUCAAGUAUUUUCAUCCAGGACUACCAGCUGAAAAACACACGAGCCGAGGACCAAGUCACAAUUCCUGACACUUCCCAUUUGUGUAGAGGUCUGUUUCCAGCUAAACGUGGGGAAGCAUCGCAAGUUGAUUAAGAGAUAUAUUAUGAUGAAGCCCAGAUUAAGUGUUGUCUGCUUAUCCACAAAGUCUCAGUUAUUACCUUGAACUUGUGAGAAGAAGAGGAUGAUGAAAUGAGAUAAAGUGGACGUCUGGAGGAGACCAGCCCCCUCACCUCCACCUCUUUGAAGCAUGGCAGGCCUACAGCUUGUCACCCCUGCCACUUCACCCAUGGGGCCGUUCUUUGGUCUGCCUUGGCAGCAGGAGGCUAUCCAUGAUAACAUCUAUACACCUAGGAAAUAUCAGGUAGAACUUCUUGAAGCAGCUCUAGAACAUAAUACUAUCGUCUGCUUGAAUACUGGCUCAGGGAAGACCUUUAUUGCAGUACUUCUUACAAAAGAGCUCUCCCACCAAAUCCGUGGACAUUACCAAGAAAAUGCAAAGAGGACUGUUUUUCUGGUGAACACAGCUUUGUCUGUAGUUCAGCAAGCAGCUGCAGUCAGGACUCACUCUGACCUCCAAGUGGGAGAGUACACAGAUUUGGAGGAGACCUCAGCAUGGACAGUCCAACAGUGGAGUCAAGAGAUAAUCCAGAAUCAGGUGCUGGUCAUGACUUGCCACAUAUUCCUACACGUUCUGAGGAAUAAAAUCUUACCGUUGUCUAAAAUCAACUUGGUAGUCUUUGAUGAUUGUCACCUGGCCAUCACUGACCACCCUUACUGUGAGAUAAUGAAGCUAUUUGAGGACUGCUCGUGCAGUCCUCGUAUCCUGGGUCUCACAGCCUCCAUUCUGAAUGGAAAGUGUGAGCCGUCAGAACUGGAGCAGAAGAUCCAGAAUCUGGAGAGAAUCCUGAAGAGCAAUGCUGAAACUGCCACUGACCUUGUGGUCCUGGACAGAUACGCCUCCCAGCCUAGAGAAGUGGUGCUGGACUGUGGCCCCUAUGUGGAUAAGAGUGGCCUCUCUUCCUGUCUGCAGGCAGAGCUGGAUGAAGCUAUCCACUUCCUGGAUGACUGCAACAUAUGUGUUGCCAGAGAGGACCGUGAUCCCACAUUCAUCUCCAAACAGGUCCUGAGUGACUGCCGGGCCGUCCUGCAGGUCCUGGGACCCUGGUGUGCUGAUAAGGCAGCAGGCAUUAUGGUACGGGAGCUCCAGAAGUACAUCAAACAUGAGCAGGAGGAGCUCAACCGCAAGUUUCUGCUCUUCACCGACACCAUCCUUCGCAAGGUGCAUGCCCUCUGCGAGGAGCACUUCUCCCCCGCCUCGCUGGACCUCAAGUUCGUCACCCCCAAGGUCCUCCGGCUGCUGGAGAUCCUGCACGAAUACAAGCCCUUCGAGCGCCAGCAAUUUGAAAGCGUGGAGUGGUACAACAACCGCAACCAGGACAACUAUGUGUCCUGGAGUGACUCUGAGGAUGAAGACGAGGAUGAGGAGGUGGAGGCAAAAGAGAGGCCUGAGGCCAAUUUCCCCUCACCGUUCACCAACAUCCUGUGUGGGAUCAUCUUUGUGGAGAGACGUUACACAGCUGUGGUCCUCAAUCGUCUUAUCAAAGAGGCGGGGAAGCAGGACCCAGAGCUGGCUUACAUCAGCAGCAACUUCAUCACCGGCCACAGCAUUGGCAAGAACCAGCCGCGGAACAAGCAGAUGGAGGUGGAGUUCAGGAAACAAGAGGAGGUUCUCCGCAAAUUCCGGGCUCAUGAAACCAACCUGCUGAUCGCCACCAGCAUCGUUGAGGAAGGCGUGGAUAUCCCAAAGUGUAACCUGGUGGUGCGCUUCGACCUGCCCACAGAGUACAGGUCCUACGUCCAGUCCAAGGGCAGAGCUCGAGCACCUGUCUCCAACUACAUCAUGCUGGCUGACAGUGAGAGGACCAAAGCCUUCGAAGAAGAUCUCACUACCUACAAGGCCAUAGAGAAGAUCUUGAGGAACAAGUGCUCCAAGUCAGUUGAAGUGAGUGAGUUUGAAGUGGAGCAGGUGCUGGACGAUGACAACAUCCUCCCACCUUACGUGCUUCGAUCGGAGGACGGAGGUCCACGGGUCACCAUCAACACAGCCAUCGGACACAUUAACAGGUAUUGUGCUCGGCUGCCCAGUGACCCAUUCACCCACUUAGCUCCUAAGUGUAAAACUGCAGAGAGACUGGGUGAACACUUCCAGUCCACACUCUACUUACCCAUCAACUCCCCUCUGAGGGUUCCUGUUAAGGGCCCUUUAAUGAACUGUGCCAGACUGGCAGAGAAAGCAGUUGCACUAGUAUGUUGUGAGAAACUCCACAAAAUAGGUGAGCUGGAUGAUCACCUGAUGCCCGUGGGAAAGGAGACAGUAAAGUAUGAGGAGGAGCUGGACCUCCAUGAUGAGGAGGAGACCAGUGUACCAGGGCGGCCCGGCUCGACUAAGAGGAGGCAGUGCUACCCUAAAGCCAUACCAGAGUGUCUGCGGGACAGUUACGCUGUUCCGGAGCAGACUUACUACCUAUAUGUGAUUGGGAUGGUCCUCACCACCCCUCUCCCUGAUGAACUCAACUUCCGCAGAAGGAAGCUUUACCCGCCGGAGGACACCACCAGGUGCUUCGGUGUCCUGACUGCCAAACCCAUACCUCGAAUCCCCCAUUUCCCGGUGUACACUCGAUCUGGUGAGGUGACCAUCUCCAUCGAGCUGCAAAAGUCCGGCUUCACGCUUACAACCUCCCAGCUCGACCUCAUCACCCGCCUGCACCAGUAUAUCUUUUCCCAUAUCCUCCGCCUGGAGAAACCUGCACUGGAGUUUAAGCCCACGCUGGCUGACUCGGCUUACUGCGUUCUACCUCUGAAUGUUGUUGGGGACUGUAACACACUAGAUAUGGACUUUAAGUUCAUGGAGGACAUUGAGAAGUCUGAGGCUCGUACUGGCAUUCCUACCACCCAGUACACCAAGCAGAACCCUUUCACCUUCAAGCUGGAGGACUACCAGGAUGCUGUCAUCAUUCCACGGUAUCGUAACUUUGAUCAGCCUCAUCGCUUCUAUGUUGCUGAUGUGUACACAGACCUGACGCCCCUCAGUAAGUUUCCUUCACCAGAGUACGAGACAUUUGCCGAGUACUACAAAACCAAGUACAACCUGGACCUGUCCAACCUGAACCAGCCGCUCCUGGAUGUAGACCACACCUCCUCCAGACUGAACCUUUUAACCCCUCGCCACCUGAACCAGAAGGGCAAGGCCCUGCCACUCAGCAGUGCCGAGAAGAGGAAGGCCAAGUGGGAGAGUCUGCAGAACAAACAGAUCCUGGUUCCAGAGCUGUGUGCCAUCCACCCCAUCCCUGCCUCGCUGUGGAGGAAAGCAGUGUGUCUGCCCAGCAUCCUCUACCGCCUCCACUGCCUCCUGACGGCUGAGGAGCUCAGAGCCCAGACAGCCAGUGAAGCUGGAGUGGGAUCCCAGACCCUCCCCCCUGACUUCAGGUAUCCAAACCUGGACUUUGGCUGGAAGAGAUCUAUCGACAGCAAAACGUUCAUCUCCUGUUCUGACUCCUGCAGCGAGGAUGAUGAUGGUCACUGUAAGCACCAAGAGACUGUAACCCCUGACCCCGACCCCCUAACACAUCCCAGUGAUCACCACUCUUCCCUGCCCGAGCAGAGGCCCCCGGUGGCCCCUGAGCCCGGAGAAGCCACAUGCACAAGGAACCUAACCAACGGCACUGCCCAGGUCACCAACUGUGAUGACGACGGUCACCGAGACGACGAGCACCUUCACCAACAUAAUUGCCAACGCUCCCAGCCCAGCUCCCCUGGGCUGCAGAGUCCUGAAUCAAUACAAACCACUACCUCAGUUCCUGUGCAGCCCUCUCACAGCUUGAAGAAGCCCAGCUCCAGUCCUCCACAGCCUAGUGAUGAAUGUACGCCAGGGAGGACCUCAGACCACGCAAUUAAAGCUACCUCAGUCUGCAGCCGGGCAGCCAUGGCUCCCAAUGCUCCCACAGCACCUUCUCCUGAUCCCACAGCCCAGGCAGGAGACUCCCCCAAAAGCCUGGGGCCCAACCCGGGCCUCAUCCUACAGGCCUUGACCCUAUCCAACGCCAGCGACGGCUUCAACCUCGAGCGUCUGGAGAUGCUGGGGGACUCUUUCCUCAAGCACGCCAUCACCACGUACCUGUUCUGUACCUACCCCGACGCUCACGAGGGUCGACUUAGCUACAUGCGCAGCAAGAAGGUGAGCAACUGUAACUUGUACCGUCUGGGGAAGAAGAAAGGGCUCCCCAGCAGGAUGGUGGUGUCCAUCUUUGACCCCCCUGUUAACUGGCUGCCUCCUGGCUAUGUGGUCAACCAGGACAAGAGCAACACAGACAAACUGGAUUCAGAGGAGGCCAAAGAGGAGCUUCUGGCCAACGGGCAGUCUGGGAAUGAGUACGAUGAGGAUGAUGAGGAGGUUGAGGAGGUGGAUGAGGAAGGUGAGCUCAUGUUGAAGGAUGAACCAAAGGAUGAAGUCAACAUGGAGGACGAUCUGGAAUAUUACAAGGAGCACAUUAAGUUCAUUGACAACAUGUUGUUGGGAUCUGGUGCGUUUGGGAAGAAGAUCUCUCUGAGCAGCUUCCCUCCCUCUCUCACCCCGGCCUCUGGCUCCUCCCCUGCCAUGGAGUCUCCGUACGAGUGGAAGGCCCCCAAGAAGCCCCUCCACCCCACCACGGCCCACUACCCCUCAGAGCCGGUGGCCAGCGUGCCCUCCGUUGAGGAGUUUGACUACAGCUCGUGGGACGCCAUGUGCUACCUGGAUCCCAGCAAGGCCGGAGACGAGGACGAUUUCGUGGUGGGCUUUUGGAAUCCGUCUGAGGAGAACUGCGGCGCAGAGCUUGGCAAGCAGUCAAUCUCGUACGACCUGCACACGGAGCAGUGCAUAGCCGACAAGAGCAUCGCCGACUGCGUGGAGGCCCUGCUGGGCUGCUACCUGACCAGCUGUGGAGAGAGAGCAGCCCAGAUGUUUCUCUGCUCGCUGGGCCUCAAGGUGUUACCAUUGGAGAAAGGGACCCUGACAGGAGCAGUGGUGCUGAGCUGUCAGAACACAGCCGUGGACCUGUGCUACGGCUGGCUGAAGAUCCCCCCACGCUGCUUGCUGGCCCAUCCAGAUGCAGAGCGGACUCUCAACCACCUCAUCUCCGGCUUCGAGAACUUUGAAAGCAAGAUAAACUACACCUUUCAGAACAAGGCUUACCUUCUGCAAGCCUUCACCCACGCUUCUUACCAUUACAACACCAUUACAGAUUGUUACCAGCGGCUGGAGUUCCUUGGUGAUGCAAUUCUAGACUACCUCAUAACAAAGCACCUUUAUGAAGACCCACGGCAGCACUCACCCGGCGUGCUGACUGACCUGCGCUCAGCACUCGUCAACAACACCAUCUUUGCCUCUCUGGCUGUUAAGUACGACUACCACAAGUACUUCAAGGCCAUCUCACCUGAGCUUUUCCACGUCAUCGACGACUUUGUGCAGUUUCAGCUGGAGAAGAACGAGAUGCAAGGCAUGGACUCCGAGCUGCGACGCUCUGAAGAAGAUGAAGAGAAGGAGGAGGACAUUGAGGUCCCCAAGGCCAUGGGGGACAUCUUUGAGUCGCUAGCCGGAGCAAUUUACAUGGACAGCAGGAUGUCAUUGGAGACGGUGUGGCAAGUGUAUUAUCCAAUGAUGAGGCCACUUAUAGAGAAAUUCUCUGCCAAUGUGCCACGCUCUCCUGUGAGGGAGCUGCUGGAGAUGGAACCAGAAACUGCCAAGUUCAGCCCUGCAGAGAGGACGUACGACGGGAAGGUGCGGGUGACGGUGGAGGUGGUCGGUAAGGGCAAGUUUAAAGGAGUGGGCCGCAGCUACCGGAUCGCUAAGUCAGCGGCAGCACGAAGAGCUCUGCGCAGCCUCAAAGCCAAUCAACCUCAGGUCCAAAACAACUGAGCUCCUCCUCUGAGCUCUCAGCAUUAGCACCUAAGCUACUGACGCUAACAGAGAAAGCAACAUCAGCUUCCCGACACAGCGCGACGCUCGCCCUGCCUCUUCACAACCAGGGCAGCCAGGGAACACUGUGUGGAGACGCAACAAAAGAAGCAGACUGAUCUCACAACAGAUUUCACAUCAGAUCUUUUUCCCUUUUUUUUUGUUUUUUUUUUUCCUUUGCGCAAACACAAUCUUUGCUUUCCCUCUCUGCUUUGUGUAAUCACAUGAGUGCUUUAUUAACGUUUAGCAAAGUGUUUAAAAAAAGGUCAGGUCGCAAUGUCUAUUCCUCACCGUUUGUUUUUUCGUUAAUCGCUAUGUCAAUGAGAUGAGGCUUUGCUUAUUGUGUAGUAUUAGAGUGUACAUAGUUCAAUCAAAGGUGUAAAUCAAAGUAUGUAGGAAGAAAAAAAACAAACGCUAAACUCCUCAGCCUGUGCACUAGUGCCAGUCAGUUUUAAAGCGGUUUUUAAAACGCUAACGGCAGACGUGGCUAACAGAACCACUGGAGCCCAACCUGGUGGCACUUCUGUCUGAAAUCUGUCUUGAAAUGGUAUUCUUAAAUCAUUUUUGCACUUAUUCCAUUAGGGUCUGUUACUUUGAGAAUUGUGUGUUCACAUCGACACCAAAAUCAUAAACGUAGCAAAGUAUAUAAAUAUAUAUAAAAAUAAUAAGAGACAUGAAUGAUAUUCUUGGCCUUAGAUGCUAAGGCUCACCCUCAUAUCCUGCAAAACGGAUAGGAAUUUCAACAUUCCCAGUUACUGUAAUUUAAACUAGUUUUUAACCGCACUUGAGGUUGCAUGUUCUUGUAGUUUAUGUAUAAAAACCAUGACAACUGGAUUGCUUCUAUAAAUGUUCUAAAUCUAUGGAUAUAUCAAGAAUGUGUGAGAGCGAGAUUAGAUGUUAACGGCAUUAUCUUGAUGAUUUGGUUUAACAUGUUUUGAUACCAAGAAUGGAUGGAAAUUGAAUUAGUCAUUUUUGCGCACUAAAUGUCUUUCCACAGAUCGAAUCAUCCAGUUUUGAUAUAAGAAGAGAAAGACAUAUCACACGUUCAAUAUGCUGCAGACUUUUUUACAUUGGAUACUCGUGUAAGGCUCAGAAUCUUUUCAAAUACAGUCUUUGUGAAAAAGGCCAAUUCAUUUCAACACACUAGUGUUCCUCACAUCCCGUACCUACCAAAGCUAUAACAGAUGUGACACUAUGAGGUUGAAGUCAAUUCCUAUGAAUAAGGAUACCAGCCUUUUUGUUUUGUUUUGUUUUUGUGGCUUCUGUUCAGACAAAUUUUGCUUUUUCGCUAAAUGUCCUUUUUUUUUCUCAUCAAUAAGCCCUUUUUUUCACUUGAAUACCUCAGUUAAUUGCAUGCAUUUUCUUGUCUUUAUAUAUUUUUUCUUUUUUUUUUGUUUGGUGCUAUGUUUUGUAUUAAGCUUGAACUUCUCAUCUUUUUGCACUGUAACUAUAAUACCUCUUUAUUUGACCUUUUUUUUUUUUUAAUUUUGGAAAUCUGUUUGAUUUGCUUGUCCCGUUCGUCAGCCGUCAAGCUGCAGAGGAGAGCUGCGUCUCAUACCCGAGGUUGACACUGGGGGGAAGAAAAUGUAUUCUCCGCACAUAAGCCUCACCUUUAUCCCUCAUUCACUAGCUAUUAAUUUCAUCGGUUGAAAAUCAGUUUUUUUUUUUAAUUCUGGGUAAAGACAAACGGAGAAUUGGUUGUUCAGAUGGGUGAAUGGUUGCAGAAGUAAUCAGAUUGCACUCUUAAACUUUGGAAAAUACUUGACUUAUUUCUUCAAAGCUGUCUUCAUAAAUAAGGGUUGGAAGACAUGCACCUGUGUGGUUUCUGAACUGUUAAUAUUACUAUCUAAAAAUCUAUAAUCCCGCCCACAGGUGCUUCUACCUCAAAAGACACUCUUCAGUCUUCAUUUCAGGACAAGACUGCAAUUCAGUUCAGUGUCUGUUACCGUGACAACAUCUUCAUCUAUGUCUCAUAUACAGUUACAACACAUCUGUUUUACUGAGUGGACAUUCCUUCACAGUCAUUUGUGUGGAAUAGAACAAAUACUCCUUCUCUGUGGGGGAUCAGUGUCAGCAUAGACUAGAUUUAAAUUUAAAAAAUCCAAAUUUGAGUUGUAGAUUGAAAUAGGGCUGGGCGAUAUGGACCAAAAGACAUAUCCCGAUAUAUUUAGGCUAAAUAUCAAUAUACGAUAUAUAUCCCGAUAUUUUUAUCGCAAAGUGAGAGCAAAUGUUCAGUCAUAGUGAUACAAGUAGUUUUAUUGAAACCGUUUAUUUAAGUGAACAUAAACUCUGGGAGUCCAGCAGGUACCUACAGAGCAUAACAUAACCUGAAGAGGGGCCUUGAGGGGACACCUGCCUUCUCCUCAGGGCCCUGUGUGAUACAGGUGACCUGAAUGAAAUCUACGUUUUAAGGUCUCAAACAUUUCUGAUUCUAUUGUGCAGGUUUCACUAACAGCUUUCUGCUCCUUUAAAAGGUUUUCUCUGCCACGUGGCUUCAGCAUUACUGCUAACAGGGUUAACUGUUGAUAUGGUCAUGAAAUGCACACUGCAAAAAAGGUGUCUAAAAACAGUAAAUCUGAGGGAAAUUAUCUUGUUGCAUGGACAGAUAAUUUCACUUGACAAGAUUUCUUGAAUUAAGAUUAUUAAAUCUAUACAUAAGCAUGUUGAACACUUAAAAUGAGAAAAUAACUCUUCUAACACUUCUAAAUCUAAAUUUGUUUAUUUUUUUGGUAAGAAACAAUUUGCAGUGCAAUCUGCUCGGGCCACUUGAUAAGCUGGCUUGUGUGUUUUUAUGUCUUUUUUGGUAAUUUUUUGUCUUUUGUUUCUUUUUUUGGUCUUUUUUUAAUUUCUUUUUUGUCUUCUUUUUGUCUUUUUUGUGUCUUUGUUUGUCUUUUUUUGGUCAUUUUGUGUCUUUUUACACCUUCUUUUGGUCACAAAAUGACCAAAAAAGACAAAAAAUGUACAAAAGAAAUAAAAUUUAAGCUGCAAGCAGCAAUGAACUUUAGAUUUAGAAGUGUUAGAUAAUUCAUUUCUUAUUUUAAGCGUUCAACAUGCUUAUUUCUAGAUUUAACAAUCUUAAUUUAAGAAAUCUUGUCAAGUGAAAUUAUCUGUCCAUGCAGCAAGAUCAUUUCCCUCAGAUUUAGUGUUUUUAUCCUGUUUUAGACGCCUUUUUUGCAGUGUGGGACUGAUCAUCACAUCUCACUGGGUGUCGGACAGAAAACUGAAUUUGUAAAAUCAUUCAGUUCUCAUGUUUAAAUUCAAUGUGACCUUAUUACAUCUUUCUGCAAUCAGUUAAAAAGAGUGCAAUCUGUCAUUAUUUCUCAAGUCUACCUUUGUAGAGUAAAUCCAUAAAUGCAUUCUAUUUUCUUAUAGAUCUGAAGUGUAUCUGGUCCUCCACACACACACACACACACACACACACACACACAGCCAUUUAGACUUUCCACCGGUUCAACACUAAUUAUCUGUAAAUUGGCGGAGGGACAGGUGAAGGGGGCGGGGUUACUAAAAAAGAAUGUGAAAUCACUCAUACGGUGCCACACCCACUUUAUUUUUUGUCUGUGACUGAUGAAAAUAAGGAUCACAAUCUUUUCAGCCACCAGUGGCAUCAAUAUCCAACAUGUUUGUUUUGUUUUCUUUCUUUUUUUUUUGAGGAUGGAGGUGUGUGUGGGAGUGCUGAAGUUGAGGUAGUCCUGCGUUAUUCAUAGCGGACUACGUUUUCUCGUACUGGCAAUUUUAAAAAAUUUUCUUUUUAUACAUGUAGCACAAUUGAGCAUUGCACUUGGGCGCCAUACUUUACCUCAUGUCAGAGUGUGAAAGGGAGAGUAAGAUGGAGGGGAAAAAGAAGUGUAUAUAUGAUGCCGUAAUGUUAAGAGGAGUAACUUGUGGUUCAGGCUUUGCUGCUGUUUCAAUUGCUGGUGUUACACAAGCCUAUUUAAAGAGAGAAUAAGGGGCUAUGGGAGGGGAGACUAAAUGUGCCUGCAGGUUAUCAUCCGACAAAAACACUGUAAAGAAUUUCAUUUGGGGCUAAAAUGUCUGGAUGUCAUGUAUGCUGAUGUCCUGCCUUAAUGAACUGUUUGGGAAUGAAUUGUAAGUCAAACUAGCACGUCCAAUCAUGACUUGAAUGAUGAUCUGACACUAUUGUUAAUUCUUCUUAAUUCUCUCCUGACUACUUCAUAUGGACAUAUGUCAUCCAAGCCUCUUUUCUACUCCUGUGGUGUGUUAGUUUGGGGUAAAGACAAACCUCCCCCAGCCCUUUAUCUACUACUUAAAGGAAAAAUCCACUCAGUGUUGCUUCUGUACUUUUGGAUAAAUCAAAUGUCAGAAUGUGAUCAUUUGUUGUAGCAAUGUUCACACUGGUCUUUGACAUGCCUCGUCAAUAUAUAUAUAUACAUAUAUAUAUAUAUACAUAUAUACACACACCAGUUAUUGAUUCCUGGGAACUAGGGCUGUCACUAAAGAAAAAUUGAAAUACUGUACUUAUGUUAACCCCAAAUUAUGAAAUCAGUUGUUAAGUCAAUGUUCAAAACAAAAUGUUUUUGUAAACCUUUAAUAAUAUCUUGUGUUUUAUGAAGUUUGAAUGUUUUACUGUAAACUCUUAGUCUGAAAGAAGCUCCAGCUGUCAGAUAAAGGUAGUGCAGUGAGAGGCACACUGUUUCCCUCAGAGGUUAGAGAAACAAGUCACUGCUUUAUGUGCUAAUUCAAUGUUUUUUUCUAUUUUCAAUUUCACAUCGACUAUAAAAGGCAAGGCCAAUUUAUUUUAUUAUUUAUAUCGCACUUUUAACCCUUUAAUGCACAACAUAUUGACACCCCUUCUAGCACUCAACAUGGGUCAUUUCCCAUGUUAUUUAAUGCUGCUGUGUGUUUCUGUUUAUAUUAUGAUUGAAUAUUCCAAGUAUUCUUUAAAUAUCUUGUUUUUGAUAACAACAGAUCGUUAUUUCAAUUUUGCCUCUCAUAUUUUAUGAAGAAAAAAAGUUUUUGUAUUAUUACAUAGCUAAAUCCUUGGCUAAGUAGAUUACUAUGCUAACUACUUAGCCAAGAAGUUAGCUAUGUAGUUAGCUUAGCUAAAUACUUAGCCAAGAAGUUAGCUAUGUAGUUAGCUUAGCUAAAUACUUAGCCAAGAAGUCAGCUAUGUACUUAGCUUAGCAAGCUACUUAGCCAAGAAGUUAACUAAGUAGUUAGCUUAGCAAGAUACUUAGCCAAGAAGUUAGCUAAGUCGUUAGCUUAGCAAGCUACUUAGCCAAGAAGUUAGCUAAGUCGUUAGCUUAGCAAGCUACUUAGUGACACAAAAAGGGAUUUUAUUAAAAAAUGAAUUAGGAAAACAUAAAAUAAGGAUGUAUGAAGAUCAAAAACAAACUAAUUGAGGAAAACCUGGAAUACUGAAUGAUGAAAAUUAUUUAUUGCAAAAAUAUAGAAUAUAAAAACUGUCGGGUCACUUUAGACCCAAGUUGUGCAUCAAAGGGUUAAUUCCUAAAGGCAAGCCAGACUUAUAAGAGACUUUUCCUGUUCAUACACAGUCAUGACACAUCUUUUUUUCUUUUUUUAAAUUAUUCAAGAGCUGAUCAGGGACUGUAAUGUCUUGAGUCCUGGGAGACAGUGAUGCAUAAGACUGUCCCAGGUCAGGGCUAACAACUUCUAACAGCGGGUUGCACCUGUGAAACUUCAGGUUAAAGUUCCCAACUGUAUUGUUGUUUCAGGGUGGAUUUUUUCUUUAAGCUGAAUGGUCAAGUGUGAUAAAUGUUAACAGAGCUGAAAUGUCUUUGAUAAACUGUCAGUGGGGUGGGGAGGGAGGAUCUUAGUCUCAUAAAGCCAGCGUAGAGCGCCAACAGGGACUGUUUGGGGGUUGGGUUGUGUUUUUGGGGGCGGGGCAUGGUCACCAAGCAGCAGAACACCAGCAGAGUGGAGCUAAACGGAUGGAGUGAUGAACUGCUCAGUAUGGGAAAUGAUGGGCCAUCACAACCUGCAGCAAAUGUUUAAGGGACAUUGGAAUAAAAAUUGAACUCCUCACUCAUACUGUAUACCGUGCUGCAGUGGUUUGCGGUCUGCACCUUAUGGAUCAUAAAUACCUUUAAUUUUGAUUGUUUGGAUUUUUUUUUCUUUUUAUAAUUGUAGCCCAGUAUAUCUACAAUAAAAGUAAUGGUAUGGUCAUUCA